UAAUUGCAAAAGAUUGCCUUCUCUUACAUCAGAGGCUGGUAACACACAACCUGCUCAACUGGUAACGUAUGCUUCUCCCUCCCACCCCUCUCCAUCUCCAUCUCCAUCUCCAACGAAUCUGCUCAGUCAUCUCACUGCUCGGGCGACGGCAAGGUCCCCGUCCAGUACAAUCAGGUGAGGAAUUGGUUCCAGAACCGUAGUACCAGGAUGAUGAUGAUGCCUCCGGUGGCCGAGGAACACCACCCAGUGGCCGUAUCCUACUCAGGGAAUAUUCCUUCAGAUGGUGGCCAGGUCCUGUUUGAAGCAAAAUCGACUAGAAAUGGCACAUGGCACGAUGUUGCUGCCUUUCUGUCCCACAGGUUCACGGAAACAAAGCACCCGGAAGUACUAGUUCGAUUUACUUGGCUUGGACCCGAGGAGGAUGAAUGGGUUGAUGUUCAGAAAUGUGUGAGACUGCGUUCUCUUCAAUGUGUUGUGGUGCUGCCUGGGGAUCUCGUUCUUUGUUUUAAGGAAGGCAAAGAGCAGGCCCAGUAUUUUGAUGCGCAUGUUCUUCAAGUUCAAAGGCGCACGCAUGACGUAAGGGGGUGCCGCUGCAGAUUUCUUGUUUGUUAUGAUCAUGAUUGCUCUGAGGAGUUUCUUCCACUUAGCAAGGUAUGCCGUCGACCAGAAACUGAUCACAUGCACCAGAUAUCCCAAAAGCCACACAAGAUAAUGGAUGUCAACACUGACAAGGUGACGAGGGACGGGGUUCCCAUUCCACCAGAUGAAGGAGAGGCGUCUGACAAGCCGGUUGCUCCCUUACUAGACGCACCUACUAGCACCCGCAGCAAUUCAGUGGCACAUGUUGAGAUGGAGGAUGCAGAGGCUGCCCCAAACGACGAAGCUGCAAAUGAAGCACAUGGCAACAAGAUGAAUGUGGGAGCGUCGUUCUUUCGCUCCCCUGUGCGUUUCCUUGUGAACUUUUUAGUCAAAAAAAUGUUCGCCUAAAAACUUCCAAUCGAGCAAGGAUGGUUAGUGGCCCAAUAACUAUACAUCUCGUGAAAUAAGGGAUCUUUAUAUAGAUCGUCCUUUGUCCUCUUCCUCUACCUGGACAUCGAACGCUCUCCUUUCAUCAGGAUAAUGGUGUCCAAAACCUAAACUCUGUGACAUCACAACAUUGCUAGAUGGGAUGGGCGGUCCUUCAUCGGGAUAA
Molecule: messenger RNA, 1192 nt
Organism: Aegilops tauschii subsp. strangulata
Lineage: Eukaryota; Viridiplantae; Streptophyta; Magnoliopsida; Poales; Poaceae
Product: protein SAWADEE HOMEODOMAIN HOMOLOG 2-like
Molecular function (GO): chromatin binding
Source: RefSeq, a predicted model, not a curated record